Malurus melanocephalus (red-backed fairy wren) is the source of this 720-nucleotide messenger RNA. RefSeq names its product SEC61 translocon subunit beta (gene SEC61B). The transcript is spliced from 4 exons. Gene Ontology annotation, cellular component: Sec61 translocon complex. The record is from RefSeq and is a predicted model, not a curated record. The coding region runs from base 264 to 695 and encodes 143 amino acids. Lineage: Eukaryota; Metazoa; Chordata; Aves; Passeriformes; Maluridae. Gene Ontology annotation, biological process: intracellular protein transport.
AGCGCGGUCCCUCUCCGGCCCGGCCGCUGCGCAAGGAGCGGGCGCGACCGAGGCCUUACGGGGGAAAGCGCUCCGGAACGGCGGCCGCCGAACGASGGGUGUGGGGAUGAGGGGCCGGUGCGGCUCAGGCAUUAUCCUGGGAAGCCGCGUGGUCCCGGGAUGCGCGGCGCGGGGGCGGAGCCCGAUGCGGGCAGGGACGUGGCCGGAGCGGCUGUAGCGGAGCGUGUGUGAGACCGCGCCGAGCCCGAGCCAGCGCCGCCGCCAUGCCCGGGCCCAACCCCAGCGCCACCAGCGUCGGCUCCUCCGGCCGCUCUCCCAGCAAGGCUGUGGCUCCCCGCGCCGCGGGAUCCACGGUCCGRCAGAGGAAAAAUGCCAGCUGCGGGACAAGGAGUGCAGGCCGUGCCACGUCCACAGGGACUGGCGGGAUGUGGCGAUUCUACACUGAGGACUCUCCAGGCCUCAAAGUCUGUCAUGUGGCAGAGGAUAUCAGAGACGCUACACGUGGGACGGAUUGUUUACAAUUACGCGCCCCACAAAGGACCUGGAGUUAUAACAAAAGAAUUGGAAUGUGGUUUCCCAUCUCAGUAAGUCAGAUCAGCAGCUUCCCUUGCUACUGUGCCCCACCAGCAGGAACCAUGACAGAGCGAGAGAGCCACGCGAUACCACACACUGUGCCGGCCUGGGGUGACCCUUAGGUCCUGAAUCCAUUUUAUUGUCUAC